AGUGGCCUAAGUUUUAUUUUAUAGUGUCGGUUAGACAAUCGAGUAUCAAAUUUAGUUUGAAGAAGUUUUACUAAAUAAAAGAUUAAACAUAUACAAUGUGGGAUUAGCGUGUAGUUUGGUUCUUUCCUUUUGUUUUUUGUUUUCUUUUUCUAGAAGAAGACAAAUUCCAAUAAUUGAAUAGUGGAAGGAAGUUAUCUACACAACUCAUUUGGUUUGGUCCACAAGCUUCACUUUAGGGAAUUCGUCUUGACUUUUGACUAUUCCUUGUCCCGCAAGUAUAUUCCUCUUCUUGUUAUAUCCUUCAAGCAACCUUUUUUAUCAUUUCACAUCUUUCUUCUUCCUUUUUUUUGUGUGUGGUUAAGGUCUCAUCGAUCAACGGAUAAGAUGAAGCGUGAAGGCAAACAACACGGUAUGGUGAGGACUUACCGGAUUCUGCCUCCGUCGCUGAAUCCAAGGCCGGAAUCGAAGUUGGUCAACCCUUUGACUUCACGGCCAACCGCUGGAUUAUUUACCAAAGUGACAUCAAAGCCGACCAAUCACUCGAAAUUCACCGGGAAAUGUGGUCAAGCAAGGUGCCUUGACUGCCAUAUGCACCCGGUCACCAAAUCUAAAGCCAAGACUAAAGGCUCUUCAAAGGUGAGAACAAAUGAUGUCACCUAUAAGAUGCUGACUUGGCAGGUCGCUGCCGGUGGGCCUAGACCCGGUUUGAAGCUUUCCGGGUUCUCGGCUACCGGAAUACUUGAUCUUAUGUCUGAUGAUUAUGGUUAUGAUCAUGAUUAUGAUUAUGAUGAAGAAAAUGAAGAAGAAGAAAACAGAGGGAGUGUUGUAGAAGAAGUUGUGAAUAUACAGAGUAGUGAUGAUGGUGGUGAAACAGAAGAAGAAGGGUCAAAUGAUGAUGAUGAUGAUACAGAUGAUGAUGGAAGGAUGAGUUUUUGUGAUGUGGGGAUGAUGAUGAUGAUGGAUCAUGUGGAAGAAUAUGAUGAAGGAUGGUAUUUGGUUGAAGAAAUGAUGACUUAACUGAUCUCUCUGAUUAUCCCCCAAUAAUUGUCUUUCCUUUUGCUUUUGUAAAUUUUAUCAUUUUUAAUAACUUGGGGGAAUGAAUGAUUAUUUCUAUGUAAAUGUGAUUUGAUUCUUAAAUCAAAAACUAUGAUUUAUAAUUGUAAUUUAUGUAAAGUUGAAACCUUUUCUCAACAACUCAUUCCCACUCCAAAUCAGAACAGAGGUUCAACUACUACUAUUUAUCAUUCUUAAUAACUUGUGUUAGUGUGAUUUGAUUCUUAAAUCUUGUUUUAUAAAUGAAAUUAAUGUAAAGUUGAUACCUUUUUCCA
This is a messenger RNA of Arabidopsis thaliana (thale cress), 1328 nucleotides long. RefSeq names its product histone-lysine N-methyltransferase trithorax-like protein. The transcript has a single exon. Bases 385 to 1017 code for a protein of 210 amino acids. Gene Ontology annotation, molecular function: calcium ion binding. Lineage: Eukaryota; Viridiplantae; Streptophyta; Magnoliopsida; Brassicales; Brassicaceae. The record is from RefSeq and is marked reviewed.